Messenger RNA from Striga hermonthica, 549 nucleotides. Lineage: Eukaryota; Viridiplantae; Streptophyta; Magnoliopsida; Lamiales; Orobanchaceae. The record is from the annotation of a GenBank genome assembly.
AUGGGAAGAGUUAAUGUGCUCUCUCUAGCGGUAGCGUGCUUCAUCUUAACCUUCAGAGUUAUUAAUUCUAAUACGGAAGGUGAUGCCUUAUACGCCUUCAGGCUAGGACUCACUGAUCCUCUUAACAUGUUACAAGAUUGGGACUCAAACUCUGUCAACCCUUGUUCAUGGUCCGGUGUCGCCUGCGACUCAGACAACAACAUAGUAAUAGGGAUUAUCCUCACCAAUUAUAACUUAUCGGGGCCGUUGGUCCCCCAACUCGAACAGUUGAAGAAUCUGCGGACUCUGGACUUACACGGGAAUAAGAUAAAUGGGUCUAUAGUCAAGGAGCUUGGACAGCUUACUGAGUUGGUCCGCUUGGACCUUUCCGACAACGCUCUCACCGGCGGAAUUCCAACGGAGUUAGAAAAAUUGAACAAAUUGGAAUACAUUGGGCUAAAUGAUAAUGCAGGUUUAUUAGGCACCGUACCUAAGGCCCUAGCUUGUCUCCCAAAUCUAUCUCCUAUGAAUGUAAACGGUACCAAUCUGGUCAUGCCCAUAUGCACUUAA